CCGUGAAGACUUUAUCAGCAUUAAGGGGUAGGUUUUUCACAAAGUCUUAUGCUGUUGUCCACUCAAUUAUUCACUCUGCUUUUUAUUUCCGCCAAGCUUUCAUUCCUAAACAUCUUUGCUCAAACAGAGAAUGCUGUAUCAAAUGCAAAUGAAUUGGGUAGUUGUAGUUCGCCUUGUAAUUUAUCUGUGUUUGGUGGGCUUUACUGCUGCUGCAAAAUGUGUUCCUGAAAAAUGUGGCUCCUUGAAUGUGAGUUACCCUUUCUAUAUUAAGGAUAACAAUUCUGAUUGUGGACACCGUGGUUUUCAGAUCAAUUGCACCAAAGAUAACUCUACUGGGAAGAUGGCUCUAUUUCUUCCGGCAGAUGUCUCUUAUAAUAAUAGUUUGGAAUUAACAAGAGAUUAUUAUAAGAUUUGGCAGCUCAAUUAUUCUGGUUACAUUGUCAUUAAUUCGACAUCUCUUAAAGCCGUUUCGUGUGGGAAAAGUGAAGCGGCAGACAAAUCCAAGCAGUUCGAGCUACCCGGGCCUUUCUAUUUUUCCAUGUCCGAUAAAUUUGUGGUCGUUGGUUGCAAUAGAACUGGUAGUUACGAAAACAGGGUUGGAAGAGGAGAAGCAAAAUGUGUAUCUUCAUGUGUCUCUCGCAGAGUUGGUCCAGAAUACUGCCGCUAUGGCUUUUGUGAGAUUACCCUUCCAGAUAAUUUAUGGUCGAUAAAAUUCCAUGCCGAAGAUGAUUUUUCAAAUGAUGAAUUCUGCGGUUUCUCCACCAUAAUGGACCCCUCCACCUUCAAUGUAGUCAAGAAUAAAACAGACAUCUCUUGGGAAGAUAUUAAGAAGGCUUAUUAUGGUCUCCGCCUUAACUGGGGUAUCGGCCGUCGGAAUUGUACCACGGCUAAAGGAACAGCCUAUUAUGCUUGCUCGUCUAAUGCAGAAUGCACUGACUCCCGUUCCGGAGGAGGACACGCAUGCACAUGUCUUCCAGGAUAUGUUGGAAAUGGUUACAAGAAUGGCACUAAGUGCAUAGACAUUGACGAUUGCAGUGAUAGAAGCUCGAAUGAGUGCGUGGAACCAUCCAAGGGAGGUAAAUGCAACAAUUUACCAGGUUCAUACAAUUGUUCAUGUGCAGAGGGUUACACUGGAGAUGGCUUCAAAAAUGGGUCGAGCUGCGAGUCAGAAAGCUCAAAUAGAACGGCUAUGUUUGCAGCUAUAGGCUCUGUUUCUGCAUUCGUUGGAGUUUCUUUAGCAGGGUGUGCAUUAGUCUUGUUGCUGAGAAUGCGUUACCUGAAAAGAGCGAGGGACGAGUACUUCCUACGCAAUGGAGGUUUUUUGCUAGAGAGAAUACUAGCAGAAAAGGGAAAACAGACAGAGGAGAAAAUCUUCAGGAUUUUUUCAGAAAAUGAGCUUAAAAGUGCCUCCGGAGAUUAUUCAGAUGACAUGAAGCUUGGAACCGGUGGUUCAAGCACAGUAUACAAAGGGAUUCUUUCGAAUGGUACACCCGUCGCUAUUAAAAAAUUCAAGGAAUUUCCCAUUGGUGUUGAAAGCGAGGAAGCCAUGAACCAGUUCAUCAACGAGAUCGUGAUUCUCUCUGGUCUUAAUCACAAAAAUGUGGUGAAGUUGGUUGGAUGUUGCCUGCAAACACAAUCUCCUAUUCUAGUAUACGAAUUUGUGGACGGGGGAACAAUUUCUCAUCAGCUACAUUCCGGUCAUUUGACUUGGCAGAGUCGCCUACAGAUCGCAAUGGGUAGUGCUGAAGCUUUUGCAUAUCUACAUUCAGAAUUAGAUCGCCCCAUUAUUCACCGGGACGUGAAAUCAACUAAUAUUCUUCUUGACAAUACGGUGACUCCGAAAGUUGCAGAUUUUGGGAUAUCUCGGCUACUUUGUGGGAAUGAUACACAUCUCAGCACCAAUAUAAUGGGCACUUGUGGUUACAUGGAUCCUGAAUACUAUGAAACCGGCACGCUUACUGAAAAGAGUGAUGUUUACAGCUUCGGCGUAUUGCUGGCAGAGCUCCUCACAGGUCGACAACCCCUAUCCCCUGGAAGGCCUCCGCACGAAAUCAUCCUAUCUAAGUUUUUUCUUUCCAAAUGUAAGGAUGACUGCUUGAUUGAUAUUUUGGAUCCAAACGUUAAGAACGAGGAGAACCUAGACCAGAUGACUGCUGUGGCAAGUCUAGCUAGAGAAUGUCUUUGUGCAGAAGGAAAGGGAAGACCGACAAUGAGAAAGGUGAAGCUGAAGCUUGAGGAGAUUGGAGGUUCCACAAGGCUUGCCACAUCGACUUCAUGUUUAAAUGUCGUCAGCGAUCAAAUUUCAAGUGAGACUCAUAUUGAGUCAAGAACUACAGUGUUUCAGUUCACAGAAAUGUCUACGAUGCAAGGACGCUGAUCUUGAUUUAGUGUUACAUAUAUUUUGAAGUUUGCAUAAACGAAAAACAUAACACCUCUCUGCAAAUUAGUUAUUAUUAGCUAUUAGAGUCGGAGUUCCAUGCCGAUACUACAGUAUAAAGUAUAAAUGUAUUAUUCUAGUAUCCUAUCGUGUACAUGGGAUGCUUCUACUAGCACGAGUCAAUGGAAAUCUUGAACCAAUUGUUGUUUGGCGAGGUCUGUUCUUAAGUAUUUUUGGGGUCUUGUGUCGGUUAUUUGUCCAAAUGGUCAGUUCUUUGUUGUUGUUCUGGUGGU
Cryptomeria japonica (Japanese cedar) is the source of this 2670-nucleotide messenger RNA. Its product is annotated as wall-associated receptor kinase 3-like. Gene Ontology annotation, biological process: protein phosphorylation; cell surface receptor signaling pathway. The transcript is spliced from 3 exons. The record is from RefSeq and is a predicted model, not a curated record. NCBI's taxonomy places the organism in Eukaryota, Viridiplantae, Streptophyta, Pinopsida, Cupressales, Cupressaceae. Gene Ontology annotation, molecular function: protein serine/threonine kinase activity; calcium ion binding; polysaccharide binding. Gene Ontology annotation, cellular component: plasma membrane. Bases 131 to 2377 code for a protein of 748 amino acids.